Penicillium salamii is the source of this 897-nucleotide messenger RNA. The record is from the annotation of a GenBank genome assembly. NCBI's taxonomy places the organism in Eukaryota, Fungi, Ascomycota, Eurotiomycetes, Eurotiales, Aspergillaceae.
AUGUGUGGCCAUGCGACAAUCGCCCUUGGUCGUUUUCUGGUUGACACUCAGGACUUAACCGUCUUCCCUCGAAGAAAUGAAUUGAAGCCCGACCUCGCAGCGCGAGAGGUGAAGGUCAAUAUCCAUGCGCCGUGUGGACUAGUCCGGGUGGUUGUGCCUACCUCUGCUGACGGUCUGAAAUCGGAUGAAUCUCGCCCUGUGCGCUUCCUAUCUACCCCUGCAUACUGCGCCGCUACCGACUUGGAGGUGCCAAUCCCAAAGGAGCUGGCGUGGCCCGAACUUGGUGACAGAUCUUCCAUUCGUCUUGAUAUAUCGUAUGGAGGUGCUUUCUAUGCACUUGUUGACGUCAAGGAACUCGGAUUCAAGACUGGGCUCCGCAACUUCAGCCUGGAGGCCAUUUCUGUUGCCGUGAAGAGAUUGAAACGGCAUUUGGUCACACUUCCCAAUGUUAUUGAAGCAUUGCAGCAUCCAGAGGACCAGAGAUUAUCAUUCCUCUACUCAGUUAUGGUGGUCGAUCGCGAGCUUGGCUCAAAGCCAGAUGGCGUCGAUGGAACAGAAACUGGUCUUUGCUUUUAUGCAGAGGACUCAAUCGAUCGAUCCCCCACAGGCUCCUGUGUCACUGCUCGCAUGGCUCUGGCGUUCUCCAAGAGGAUUCGAAAGCAGGGCCAGAAAUGGGCGUAUAACUCUAUUAUCUCGAAUUAUUUCGACACAGGCGCUUUUAUUGCAAGUAUUGUCGAUGAUAAUGUGAAGAUCGAGGGACCCAAUACCCAGGGUGGUAGAGACGGAGUCGUGGUCCUGGUCGAGGGCAAGGCUUACUAUACUGGAACUAUGGCAUUUGUUGUCGAGCAGGGGGAUGUCACUAGUGAGAGUGGUUUUACUUUGGAUUCUUGUACAUAA